Aspergillus ochraceoroseus IBT 24754 is the source of this 234-nucleotide messenger RNA. RefSeq lists its product as uncharacterized. The annotation marks the transcript as partial. The record is from RefSeq and is a predicted model, not a curated record. NCBI's taxonomy places the organism in Eukaryota, Fungi, Ascomycota, Eurotiomycetes, Eurotiales, Aspergillaceae. The transcript has a single exon.
GACAAGAGGUUUAGCUACUGCAUACAGGAGCCUCGGGCUAGGGCAGGCCUAGAGACCGUGACAGAGAAAGAGAGGAGGGCUUUCGAGACGAUGCUUCGAUCGAUGCUAGUCUUCCGGCCGAACGAAAGAGCGACAGUACAGCAGGUAUUGCACUCCGAAUGGAUGAAAGGAUGGAGAGAACCGGCUCUUGAAGAGAGCUGGAGCACUGUCAAUUCUGUGAUGAAAGGGAAAUGA